Molecule: messenger RNA, 1347 nt
Organism: Vanessa tameamea
Lineage: Eukaryota; Metazoa; Arthropoda; Insecta; Lepidoptera; Nymphalidae
Product: protein I'm not dead yet-like
Exons: 12
Coding region: 34-1347 (437 amino acids)
Biological process (GO): citrate transport; transmembrane transport
Cellular component (GO): membrane
Molecular function (GO): succinate transmembrane transporter activity; citrate transmembrane transporter activity
Source: RefSeq, a predicted model, not a curated record
AUACGAAACUCAGUGCUGGACUGCUUUGGUGUGAUGAUGAUCAUAAUCGCUAUUGAACACAGCAUUUUACAUAGAAGAAUCGCCAUUAAAAUACUUCUACUUUUUGGCUGUUCUCAUUAUCGAUUAAGUUUCCUUCUGUUCUUCAGCACAAUGGUGCUGUCCAUGUGGUGUACGAAUUCGAUAGCAUGUGGCCUUAUGAUGCCGUUGGUGAAAGCUAUUCUAAAGGAGCUGGAACAUAGACCAACUGAUUUUACGAUAUUUUAUUUCCUCGGAAUUGCAUACUCAUCUUCUAUUGGUGGAAUGUCUACUAUUAUUGGAAGUGAAACGAAUAAAAUUUUCAAGAAUUAUUGUGAAGUGAUCUUCCCUCGGAGUCCAACGAUAGAAGUACCACAACUCAUGCUGCUUACCCUGCCUGGCGUUCUAAUCAUGGAGAUGUUCCUGUAUUUAUGGUUGAAUUUCUAUUUUUUGGGAAUGCUAAGGGUGCAGAACUACACAGCUCUGCAAGCAACCCUGACAGGUGAUGAAGAACAGUAUAUCAGCAUAUUGUUGAAAACAAAAUAUCAACAAUUAGGCAAAAUUAAGUUUCACGAAGGGGUCGUUGGCACAACAGUCAUCUUAACUGCAUUAUUUCAAGCGAUUAUAAGUUCAACGUACACAAAUGACCGCAAACAUUUAAACAUGUUAGUUGUCCUAAAUUCUUCAGCGCCAUCUUUAAUAAGCGCAUUGCUAUUAUUUAUCAUGCCAGUUAACUUAAACUGCCUUAAAUUCUUUAAAAAUAAAGGUAAUUCGGAGCCAACACCGACAUCUCCUAGCAACGGAUGUCUCACUUGGUCCUUAGUCAAAGAUAAUAUGGAAUGGAGCGUACUCUUUGUUAUUGGUAGCAGCAAUAUGAUAUUUGAAGCAAUGAGAGAAUCGAAAAUGACAGAUGAAUUCGAGAAAUUUCUCUUGUUAUUUACAAACCUUCCGGCCCCGGUGCUGGCACUUAUAGUCAUCGUGUUCAGCAAAGUCAUGACUGAGUUUGGCAGUAACGCAUCAGUUAUUUACUGCUUGUUGAUACAUAUUGUAAAAGUGAGUGUUAAAGCGGAAGUGAACCCGCUCUAUUUAAUGAUAUGCGCUUCACUAUCUACGUCGUUACCAUUCCACCUUAUAACCGGCACCCCCUCAAAUGCCAUGGUAUCAGCUUAUGUGAAUAUACCACCACGGAAAAUGAUGAUCGCUGGCAUUGGACCAUCAAUAGUAGCAAUAUUAACAAAUUUAUUCACUGUUUGUAUUUGGUCCAAAGCGAUUUGGCCAGACAUUAGUGUAUUUCCAGACUGGGCACAUCCAAAUUAUAUUAAAGAAUUUUAA